AUGUUGAAGCUCAGUCAGCUAAACCCAAUCGGAGGUCAGCUUUCGAAUUAUGCUAAAGCAUUACCGAAAACGACACCAAAUGUACAAGGCAGAUAUCUGGAAAAAAUCAGAAUUAUUGGAUACAACGAUCCGUACAGCCCUUCGUUUUUCGCACAAGGAACUCAGAGUAUACCGACUACUGUUACUACCGGUCACGUUAUUGAUUAUUUGCUGAACUUCAUUUCCUCGUAUACCGGCCGUCCGAUGAAGAAUGCUCGUAGUGUGGAAGGAUACCGGAAGUUUGAGGCAGGGUUUGUGCCCUCUCUUCAAGGAACCAUGCGAGAAGGGUACCAUGUUCUCGUAGGAAAGGUGAUUCUCUCGAUGAAACUGAAGGAAAAUAUGUUGAGACCGUGGAUAAUUAUUGAUGUACGUGGAAACAUUAUUUAUGCGCACUGUACCUGCGUUGCGGGGAUAACUGAGACUUGUUCUCAUGUUAGUGCUGUGUUAUAUGCAUUGGCUAAUCUGCAUGCACAGUCGAUUAAUCACAAGCUUACAGUUACAGAUUUCCCAUGCUAUUGGCGCCAGCCGACGAAGAACGUUCGUACAGAUCUGUAUAAAAAAGUUCGGAAUAUUGGUUACGGAAAAGCAUCGAAAUAUUACUACGACACUAUUUCUGGCAAAACAAGACGAGAUUUCGACGCUAUGUUGAGAAAGCUAAACGAGAAUGAAGAACAGUCUGUGCUUUUAAACACGAUUUGUGAUGGUGUCAAGUUCACAUGCCAGAAUUGUCAAAAUAACUACGUUCCGGAUGAACUUAUUAUUAAUCGAAACGUUUUGCUGCAAGGAAACUUCAGCGAUGCUUUUAGAGGAAAAAAACUGGAUGAUCUCAGAGAAGUGGGGCGAGGACUAAAAUUCACUUUGACAGAGUCAGAUGUAGUAGCAGUUGAGAAAUUAACUCGGAAGCAAGCAAGCUGCAGUUUUUGGUAG
Messenger RNA from Armigeres subalbatus, 966 nucleotides. RefSeq lists its product as uncharacterized. Gene Ontology annotation, molecular function: zinc ion binding. The transcript has 3 exons. NCBI's taxonomy places the organism in Eukaryota, Metazoa, Arthropoda, Insecta, Diptera, Culicidae. The coding region runs from base 1 to 966 and encodes 321 amino acids. The record is from RefSeq and is a predicted model, not a curated record.